Messenger RNA from Rodentolepis nana, 1296 nucleotides. The record is from the annotation of a GenBank genome assembly. Lineage: Eukaryota; Metazoa; Platyhelminthes; Cestoda; Cyclophyllidea; Hymenolepididae.
AUGCUUCGUUCUGUUCGAUAUUGCCUUCGUCUUCAAAAAUGUUAUUAUAGUGUAAACCCCUCAAAUGAAGAGGACCUAAACAGUAUUAUAUGUCGUCAAAUACGCUCCGCCGGCCCAAUCUCGGUUUCUGAGUACAUGAAACUUAGUUUACAUCACCCCAUCCAUGGAUACUAUAAAACUUCAUCAGUUAUUGGUCCCGAAGGUGAUUUCCUUCUUGGAAUCUGGAUCGUUAGUGAAUCGAUGAAAUACGGUAAAAAUACUCCAUUUGAAAUUGUUGAGUUUGGACCUGGUAGAGGCUCCCUUAUGACCAGUGUUCUUACUUCCCUUAAUAAAUUUCCUGCCGCAAAUUCCCUUUUUCGUCAUCUGCGUUUUAUUGAACGUAGUGAUAGUCUUCGAAAGCAACAAGAAUCAGCUAUCUUUUCUGUCCUGAAAACCUGUCACUCCAGCCUAGAUGUUACCUGGCAUUCUUCACUUGAUGAGAUUCCUACAGGAACCACUUCUUUCUAUCUUGCAAAUGAGUUCCUUGACGCCCUACCCAUUCACCGCUUCCAGAAAGUUGAUGGCAAGUGGCGAGAGGUUUUCGUUGAUGCUAUCAAUCCUUCCAACCCUAUCGAACCUGGUGAUCACUUGACGUUUAUAACUUCACCGUCUGAUACAAUGGCUUCUACAACAUAUCUUCCGUUCAUUGAUGACCUUUCGGAGAAGACUAUUGUUGAGGUUUGCCCUGAUGGGGGAGCAUUGGUGCAGAAAAUGGCCUCUCGUAUUGCAGCCGAUGGUGGCUCUGCUUUAAUCGUCGAUUACGGUCAUGUUGGCGAGAGGCAGGACACUCUUCGAGCCUUCAAGAACCAUGAGCUCCAUGAUCCACUCAAAGACCCAGGACAGGCUGACAUUACAGCAGAUGUAGAUUUUGCUUUUCUUAGGCGAUCCGUGGAGGCGGCAAACAAACCAGGCAUGUUUAAGUUGGAUUUAACUUUUUGUGCUCCUAUUUUGAAUCUUUUUUUCAAUAAUUUUCUUUUAACUUUAGUUGUCGUUCAUGGACCUGUGAGUCAAGCGUAUUUUCUCAUUCAUAUGGGAAUUCUUUUGCGACUUAAGAACCUUGUGGCAAGGACCAAGAAUGAGGAAGAGAAGCAGAAGUUGAUCGCAUCGACCGAGAUGCUAGUUGGAACUAACCAGAUGGGCAAGCGAUUCAAGUUCAUGGCCAUCACUGCAGGAAGGAGUGAGAAGGAGAAACAGAGCAUUCCCGCUGGAUUUUACCCCACGUGGCAGACUGGCGAGGAGGAGCAGAGUGCAUCGUGA